Molecule: messenger RNA, 834 nt
Organism: Guillardia theta CCMP2712
Lineage: Eukaryota; Cryptophyceae; Pyrenomonadales; Geminigeraceae
Exons: 2
Coding region: 1-834 (277 amino acids)
Source: RefSeq, a predicted model, not a curated record
AUGACAAGUGAGGAGAGGAGAGAAGAGAAGGGGAUGAAGAGGAAGAAUGCUCAUCGGAGCGAAGAGCAAGAAGAUGCAGAAGUGGAUCAAGAUGCCUUGGAGAGGCUUGAAAGGAUGCAAAGAGAGCGAAUCAUGGAGAUGUUCGGUUAUGAUGCGGAAGAAGAGAACGCGAUCCUGAGAGCCAAGUCAGAGUCAAAGAGCACCAAGGUUCAGCCGAAGCAAGCACAGCCCCUCAGCAGCAAGAAGCCGAAGGUUCAGAGCUCCAGCAGUGUGAGGGUGUCGGGGCCCUCUGAGCCGGUUCGAAAUGAGUUGCCCAAGUUCGAUGGAAAGGGGUCACGUCCUUCACGUCCUGUGAAGGUCAGCAGGGAGAGCGAGGCGACGACCUCGAGGCCGAAGGCGUCAGAGAAUUUCAUGUCCUCGAAAGUCUCAAAAGUACAUGGGGGCGAGGAGAAGGCUUCAAGCGGCGUGAUCAAAGGAAGGACGCUGAAGCGGAAGACCGGGGAUGAUGAGUUCAUAUCCACUGCCAGGAUUGUAGAGGAGCUAGGUGCUUCGAUGUUUGCAGGCAGGAAGAGAAGAGCGUGGGAAGCGAAGAGGCUGAAGGAGAUGGGAGCCAAGGGGCCCAAGAACCAGAAAGUCCCCUACGACAUUCUGAUGCGGCGGAAGAAGAAGAUGGCGAAACUGGACGAGCGGCAAGAGAAGAUGGAGGUCGAGUCAGGGAUGAAGCUCAAGGCCACGAAGAAGAAGAAGAAGGGCAAGACCAUCCACUCCCUCAACACUGUUGGUGUCAUGACAGUGAAGCCGUUAGAGCAGAAAAAACGAGGAAGAGGGAGAUAG